Psammomys obesus (fat sand rat) is the source of this 2727-nucleotide messenger RNA. RefSeq names its product chloride channel accessory 1 (gene Clca1). Gene Ontology annotation, biological process: chloride transport. The transcript is spliced from 14 exons. Lineage: Eukaryota; Metazoa; Chordata; Mammalia; Rodentia; Muridae. The coding region runs from base 1 to 2727 and encodes 908 amino acids. The record is from RefSeq and is a predicted model, not a curated record. Gene Ontology annotation, molecular function: intracellularly calcium-gated chloride channel activity.
AUGAUGGGAUCAUUGAAGAAUCUGGUCUUCCUCUUGAUCUUCCACCUUCUGGAAGGAGUUCUGAGCAGUUCCCUCAUCCAGCUGAACAAGAAUGGCUACGAACACAUUGUCAUCACCAUUGACCACAAUGUGCCAGAAGAUGAAGCCCUCAUUCAACAGAUAAAGGACAUGGUGACUCAGGCCUCUCCAUACCUGUUCAAAGCUACAGGGAAAAGAUUUUACUUCAAAAACGUUGCCAUUUUGAUUCCUGAAAACUGGAAGAGGAAACCAGACUAUAAGAGGCCAAAGCUCGAAACCUUCAAAAAUGCUGAUGUCCUCGUGUCAGCAGCUAGCCCUGCAGGUAAUGACAAGCCCUACACUGAGCAUGUAGGAGCGUGUGGAGAAAAGGGAAUCAGGAUUCACCUGACGCCCGACUUCUUAGCAGGAAAGAAGCGGCCUCUGUAUGGACCACAAGAGAGGGUAUUUGUCCAUUUGUGGGCUACUCUCCGAUGGGGCGUCUUCAAUGAAUACAACAAUGAGCAGAAAUUCUACUUAUCCGAAGGGAAACCCAAAGCAGUGCGAUGUUCAGCAGCAAUUACUGGUAAAAAUCAAGUUCGUCGGUGUCAGGGAGGCAGUUGUAUCGCUGGCGGAAGGUGCAUGAUUGACAGAUUAACAGGACUGUAUAGAAAAGAUUGUGCUUUCAUACCAGAUCCACAACAGACUGUAACAGCAUCCAUAAUGUACAGUCAAAGUAUUGAUUCUGUGGUUGAGUUCUGUACAGAAAAAAAUCACAAUAAAGAAGCCCCAAAUGCCCAAAACCAACGAUGCAACCUCCGAAGCACAUGGGAAGUCAUCCAGGAAUCUGAGGACUUUAAGCAAACCACUCCCAUGACCACUCAGCCACCCACACCCACCUUCUCCUUGCUGCAAGCAGGACAAAGAAUUGUGUGUUUAGUUCUCGAUAAGUCUGGGAGCAUGAUGGCUGAUAACCGUCUUAACCGGCUGAAUCAGGCAAGCAAGCUUUUCCUGCUGCAGACCGUGGAGAAGGGAGCCUGGGUCGGCCUGGUGACGUUCGACAGUGCGGCCUACAUCCAAAGUGAGCUCACCCAGAUAAAGGGUGGUGCUGACAGAAAUUCGCUGACUAAGCGCUUGCCCUCGGUCGCUUCUGGAGGAACAUCCAUAUGCUCUGGCCUUCAAGCAGCAUUUAGAGUGAUAAAGAAGAAGUACCCAACGGAUGGGUCUGAGAUCGUGCUGCUGACAGAUGGGGAGGACAAUACCAUCAGCUCCUGCUUUGACAUGGUGAGGAAGAGUGGGGCCAUCAUCCACACGGUGGCCCUGGGACCGACUGUUGCUAAAGAGCUGGAGCAGCUGUCCAAAAUGACAGGAGGUUUGCAGACAUAUGCUUCUGACGAGGCUCAGAACAAUGGCCUCGUUGACGCUUUCGCUGCCCUUUCAUCAGGAAAUGGAGCUAUCUCUCAGAAUUCCAUCCAGCUGGAGAGCAGGGGCGCUAGUCUGCAGAAUAGCCAGUGGAUGAACGGCUCAGUCAUCGUGGACAGCACCGUGGGGAAGGACACCUUGUUUCUUGUCACCUGGACAAAAGCUCUUCCCAAGAUUCUUCUCUGGGAUCCCAGUGGAAAAAGACAAAAUGGUUUCAAAACAGACACAGACACCAAGAUGGCCUACCUCCAAGUCCCAGGCACUGCCAAGGUUGGCGUUUGGAAAUACAGCCUGCAAGCGAGCUUGCAAACCGUCACAUUGACCGUCACCUCCCGAGCCUCAAGUGCUAAGCUGCCUCCUAUUACAUUGACCCCAAUAGUGGGCAAAGACACAGGGAAAUUCCCCAGCCCUGUGCCAGUGUAUACAACCAUUCGCCAAGGAGCAUCACCCAUUCUCAAGGCCAAUGUCACAGCCCUGAUUGAAUCUGUGAACGGAAAAACAGUAACCCUGGAAUUACUGGAUAAUGGAGCAGGUGCCGAUGCUACCAAGAACGACGGUGUGUACUCAAGGUUUUUUACAGCUUUCGAUACAAAUGGUAGAUACAGCAUAAAAAUACGGGCUCAUGGAGGAAAUGCUGCAGAGAGACAGAACUCGGCACCUCAGAAGAAUGCAGCCAUGUACAUAGAUGGCUGGAUUGAGAAUGGUGAAAUAAAAAUGAAUCCUCCACGUCCUGAAACUAGUUAUGUUCAGAAAGAGCAACUGAGCUUCAGCAGGACAUCUUCGGGGGGAUCGUUUGUGGCCACUAAUGUCCCCAAGGCUCCCGUGCCUGACCUCUUUCCACCUUGCCAAAUCACCGACCUGAAGGCCAGCAUCCAAGGUCACAACCUUGUGACUCUGACUUGGACGGCCCCCGGGGAUGACUAUGACCAGGGGAGAGCCUCCAAGUACAUCAUCAGAAUGAGUACCAGUAUCGCCGAUCUUAGAGACAAGUUCAAUACCUCAGUCCAAGUGAGCACUAUCGACCUCAUCCCCAAAGAAGCCAACUCUCAGGAGACCUUUGAGUUUGAGCUGCAAAACAACGCUUUUGAAAAUGGCACUGACAUCUUCCUUGCUAUCCAGGCUGUGGAUAAAUCCAAUCUAAAAUCAGAAAUCUCUAACAUUGCCCGGGCAUCUGUGUUUAUCCCCACUCCUGAAGACACAUCUUUUCCUUGUCCUGAUGUUAGUAUCAACAGCACCAUUCCUGGCGUCUAUGUGUUAAAAAUAAUGUGGAAGUGGAUCAGGGAAAUUCAGGUGAAGCUAGGUUUGCACUGA